Lottia gigantea (owl limpet) is the source of this 1394-nucleotide messenger RNA. RefSeq lists its product as hypothetical. Gene Ontology annotation, biological process: proteasome-mediated ubiquitin-dependent protein catabolic process. Gene Ontology annotation, cellular component: proteasome regulatory particle, base subcomplex. Gene Ontology annotation, molecular function: proteasome-activating activity; ATP hydrolysis activity; ATP binding. The record is from RefSeq and is a predicted model, not a curated record. The transcript has 12 exons. Lineage: Eukaryota; Metazoa; Mollusca; Gastropoda; Lottiidae. Bases 14 to 1336 code for a protein of 440 amino acids.
AACAUCCGUUAAAAUGGGACAAAAGCAAUCCGGAGGAACCGGCGGGGCAGGAGAUAAAUCUGAUGACAAGGAUAAGAAAAAGAAGUAUGAACCACCAGUACCUACUAGAGUUGGGAAAAAGAAGAAGAAGUUGAAGGGACCUGAUGCUGCUACAAAACUUCCACAAGUCACACCAUACACAAGAUGUCGACUGAAGCUGUUAAAGUUAGAAAGAAUAAAAGAUUAUUUGUUAAUGGAAGAAGAAUUUAUCAAAAACCAAGAAAGACUUAAACCCCAAGAAGAAAAACAUGAAGAAGAAAGAACUAAAGUUGAUGAGUUGAGGGGAUCACCAAUGUCUGUUGGUAAUAUGGAAGAAAUUAUAGAUGAUAAUCAUGCUAUUGUCUCCACUUCUGUUGGUAGUGAACAUUAUGUUAGUAUUCUGUCAUUUGUUGAUAAAGACCAACUGGAACCAGGCUGUUCUGUUUUAUUAAAUCAUAAGGUACAUGCUGUAGUUGGUGUAUUGUCUGAUGAUACAGAUCCUAUGGUCAAUGUCAUGAAGUUAGAAAAGGCACCACAAGAAACAUAUGCUGAUAUUGGUGGCUUAGAUUCUCAGAUACAAGAAAUCAAGGAAUCUGUAGAGUUACCUUUAACCCAUCCUGAAUAUUAUGAAGAAAUGGGUAUUAAACCACCUAAAGGAGUUAUUUUAUAUGGUCCACCUGGUACAGGUAAAACUUUAUUGGCUAAAGCUGUUGCCAAUCAAACAUCAGCCACUUUCCUUCGUGUUGUCGGUUCAGAACUUAUUCAAAAAUAUCUGGGUGAUGGUCCUAAGUUAGUACGAGAAUUAUUCCGUGUAGCAGAAGAACAUGCGCCUUCUAUUGUCUUUAUUGAUGAAAUAGAUGCUAUCGGAACAAAAAGAUAUGAUUCUAACUCUGGUGGUGAGAGAGAAAUACAGAGAACUAUGUUAGAAUUGUUAAAUCAGUUAGAUGGUUUUGAUUCACAUGGUGAUGUCAAGGUUAUCAUGGCAACAAAUCGUAUAGAAACCCUAGAUCCUGCUUUAAUUCGUCCUGGAAGAAUAGAUAGAAAGAUAGAAUUCCCUCUACCUGAUGAAAAAACUAAACGUCGUAUAUUAACAAUACAUACUAGUAGAAUGACUCUAGCUGAUGAUGUUAAUAUUGAUGAUUAUGUUAUGUCUAAAGAUGAUCUCUCCGGUGCUGAUAUCAAGGCUAUAUGUACUGAAGGUGGUUUAUUAGCUCUCAGAGAAAGAAGAAUGAAAAUCACCAAUGAAGACUUCAAGAAAGCUAAAGAAAAUGUCUUAUAUAGAAAGAAUGAGGGCACACCAGAAGGACUAUAUCUUUAAAUAUUGUAUCUGUUUCUGCAUUUUUGUUGAAUAAUAAUAAAUUAAUCUUCUAAAGAUC